UUAAAAAGAAAAUAGCCCAGCGAGAGAAUAAAAAAACCACUAAAAUUACGAGCUUUACAAUAUACCCUCAAAAGAGGGCUGCUCAUCCCGUAAACCCUAAACCAAAAAGAAAAUCCCAGCUUUGAAUUGAAUUCAAUGGCCGAAACCAAGAAUCCUCACGAACCUGCAUUGACCUCCAAACGCAAGCCUGACCUUACCUCCCACGAUCAUGACCAACAAACCCUCCCCCAUAAAUCCCCUAAGCUCCAAACUCCCGAUGAAACCAUCCAAACAAAUGAACAAAAGCAGGCUCUCGACCCUUCUGCAGACAACGAUUCCUCCGUCCCUGAAUCCCGACCCCAGGAUGAAGAUCCUGGAAUGCACUCCGAAGAAGAAGACGAGGACGAUGACUAUGAAGACGAUGAUGACGACGACGACGAUGAUGCAGAGCAGGAGGAAAAUGGAAGUACGACAGUCGACCGGAAAGGAAAAGGGAUUUUGAUAGAGGAGGAAAAUGGCAGUGACGACGAAGACGACGACGAAGAUGACUCCAGUGAUGGUGAGAACGAAUCGGAGGUUGAGAGUGAUUUAUCAGAUGAUCCGUUGGCGGAGGUUGACUUGGAUAAUAUUUUACCAUCGAGGACACGGCGGAGGUCGGUGCAUCCUGGGCUUCAUAUUGCCAAAGAUGUCAGAAACAAGGGUGAAGCCGAUGAUGGUGAUGAUAGUGACUCUUAAUUUUGGGUGAAGGUUGUAUUUCAGUGAAAUUAUUUUUUGUGGUUUAAUUUGGAGGUUAGUGGAAUUCAGUGAUUAGUGUUAGUUAAUACUAUGAGUUUAUAUGCUACUCUGUGUUGUAACUCAAAAUUUUAACUUUGCUAGAAUUUCUACGUUCGAAA
This is a messenger RNA of Gossypium arboreum, 872 nucleotides long. RefSeq lists its product as uncharacterized. Lineage: Eukaryota; Viridiplantae; Streptophyta; Magnoliopsida; Malvales; Malvaceae. The coding region runs from base 136 to 714 and encodes 192 amino acids. The transcript has a single exon. The record is from RefSeq and is a predicted model, not a curated record.